Molecule: messenger RNA, 5854 nt
Organism: Notodromas monacha
Lineage: Eukaryota; Metazoa; Arthropoda; Ostracoda; Podocopida; Cyprididae
Source: the annotation of a GenBank genome assembly
ACGUGCAAAAGACCGUAGUUUCAAUUUGCCCUAUUUCAAAAUGCCAAGUUUUUUUGUUACUUUUCUGAACAUCGACGAAGGUCCUUCGUAUAGUAUUGGCCGGUGAAUUCAAGACUAAUUCACAUAAUAAAUUUGAAAUAAUUUAUGUUAUCGAUUUUAUACGGGGAAUAUAUGUUGGUGAACUCUCUGUAGAAAGAUGUACGCUGUACUGUAUUACGAUUUUUAAAAAAACCCAUAAAGUUCUCUCCCUGCGUCAAAGGGGUUCUUUGCGACGAAAUUCACUCUACCACGAAUUUUGUCUGUAUUCAUGACACGAAAUUAGAAUUUUCAUGGGUAAAAAACUAUGAAGAGGUUCAUGUGAAUAGGCAGAUAUUUGUGUAAAUACCCUGAAACUACGCUUAAGCAAAAGCGCGUCAUGCAGUAUUCGUUGAAUGUGGAAUUUUAUGGAUUUAAUCCCUAGUAAAGCUGAUCUUUUCUGUAAGAGCAGUAACAUUCACUAUGUUGCGGAUAGGUUAUCAUGACGUACAGUAUCAUCACCUUGUUAAUCCGAUGGAUUUUGACUGGAAUCCUGCUCAAAAAAGCUCUAUACUGCGUGACUUCGUCCCCAGACGAAAAUAACUUCAUUUUGAAGAAUGUCUUCGCUUGGGGAAGAUGGUGGACAGGAGGCGAUUGAGACUGAGAUUCCGUUGCCAGACCGUCGUCAGGAGCCGGAAGAGAUGGAAGCGUUGGUUGCCAGCGAGGAUGUCGAGAUUCUGUGGCAGCGACCGACUCGGGGCGACGAUGUCGGUGGCGGCGGCGGCAUCAACAGGUCAUCGUCGUCUCAAGUGACACUCAGUCCGGCUGUCGGUGCCCCGGUCAUGGUUCAGCUUUCCGCCGACCUCCCGAACUGGGUGUCAGCAAAAUUCCUUAUCAACGUGGUCGACGAACCAGGCACGGAUGAUGACGAGGCCCCGACAGAGGACAAAGUAGAGGUUGAACUAGAAGAUGGUCAUGUUCAGGAGUUGCCAACGGACCGAGUGGCCUUCCAACCCCGGACGGAUUCUAUUCUGGAACUAGGCAUGUUCGUGUUGGAAGCGUUGGUUGCCAGCGAGGAUGUCGAGAUUCUGUGGCAGCGACCGACUCGGGGCGACGAUGUCGGUGGCGGCGGCGGCAUCAACAGGUCAUCGUCGUCUCAAGUGACACUCAGUCCGGCUGUCGGUGCCCCGGUCAUGGUUCAGCUUUCCGCCGACCUCCCGAACUGGGUGUCAGCAAAAUUCCUUAUCAACGUGGUCGACGAACCAGGCACGGAUGAUGACGAGGCCCCGACAGAGGUAAGUAUCCAUUGUCCCGUGACCCAGUUUGCGAUUCCCGAGCGCCGUGAAUGCAUGCGAACUUGCCAAUGUCUGGUGUUCGGCGAUGACGACUCUUGGGAAUUGGCAUUCUAUGCUCAACCUAGCGAGUUGUGGGUGAUGUUGGCCAAGCCUGGUGGUGGACAUCAUCGCCAUCAUUACGGCAGCUCAACGUCCGCCCUGUCGUUGCAGCAAGUUCACGCUCGUCGAGCGUACAUGCAUCAGGGACCCGAACGAAUCCUGCUGAAUUUGCGUGUGGACGAGGAAGUGGACGUGAUUUGGGGCCCACGUCAAUUGUAUCGUGCCAUUGUUGAGCACGUUGAUGCAGGUUUGGCUCGCUUAAACGUGGUGGACGCCAAACAACAAAUCACGAUUUGGCGCGGCUCGAAGCUUCUUUGGCCCGUGUGUCAGGCCUAUGCUGAACGCCGCCGAAAAGCUGAGGUCAGUCAGGGUGACCUGAUCUCGUCGAAUGCAUCAUCAACCAUCGGCGAGAAGAAGGAGAAUCGACAGAAUUUGGGGACCAAAACGUCGACGAAGAAUAAAGAGACUGCUCGGAAGGCAGGAACGAAAAGACCGCGACUUUGCCCUGGGAAUGACGUGGAGAAAACUCUUGGCAAGUUGCAAACGAAGGAUGACGUGAAGGAAGAAAAAAACGCCUUCAACGCGAACAGUUUAAUUUCAAAAGUCCUUUUUGGGGUUGAUCCGAUGAAGGAAGGUGUAUUGGUGAGGAGGAUUUUCCGCCCGGUGGAAACCCCACGGAGAGUGCAACACACUGGACGAGGAGCCACAUUCAGCGCAAACUCUGGCCCAUGCCGCUUAAAUUGUACGAACAUCAUCAAAAACAAUUCUGCCAAGUUGAUGGAACUCAUGGGCAUUCUGCGGCACAAAUGCCAACUUGGCCUGUUUCAGAUCCCCGCUGUAUUCGGCUACGAACGAGAGGUGAGAAAGUGCAGCAAACCGUUGCCUCGACGCCGGGGUGUGAAUGGAGCGGCCGCAUUAGUAGAAACAGUCACAUACGUUGCACCGUGUGGAAAGCGUCUUACGUCUUUGGAGCAGAUAAUGGAUCACUUGCUGCAGGUGCAGUCGCCUCUUUCCGUCGACAUGUUUUGCCUGCAGCCGAAUGUGAGGACGGACGUUGAGUUUUUGGCCACCGAAUUCCUGGAAGCGGCCAUUUGUGAUACGGACGCUGCGAAAGAACAAGAGGAUUAUGAGUCGCAGCUCGCGUUUUAUGACCCUUGUGACAGCCACAAGGUGAAGCGAGUUCUCAAGCCGCCCCAUCUGGACGUGUCUUGUGGCAAGGAAGUACUCGCUAUUCACUACACGGAUCCAUUCAAGACCGGCGGAGAACCGAAGCUUCGGGAGUACGUUGUGAACAUGCGUUCCGGCAGCGUGGAGUGGGACUACCUGUGUGAAUUUCGUUCAUCUUGCACAUGUACAGAUGGUUGCCUAAAUGCGGAAACAUGUGAUUGCCAGCGUCUCACGAAGGACUUGGCCAACGGUGAAGAGGGGUUGUACAAGUAUCGUCGGCUGUUCUGUAAGGUGCAGACGGGCGUCUUCGAAUGUAAUUCAGGGUGUUCUUGUCGAGACGUUCCUUGGUUGUGUGGUAACCGUGUUGUCCAGCAACCGGUGUCCGUCAAAAUGGAGCUUUUCCUCACAGAUCCGCGUCAGGCGUCCAAGGGAUGGGGUGUGCGAGCAUUGCACGAUUUGCCUUGUGGCACGUUCAUCUGCAGUUACACCGGCGAGUUGCUGUUGAGUCAACAAGCCGAUGAGGAAGGACAACAGUUCACUGACCACUACCUCAUGGAUUUGGAUUACGCGAGUAUCGCGGAAAGAACCAAACCGGGUUACGAGGAAAACGCCGCGCCCAUGUCACCAAUGCCAGAAACCGAAACGGAAGAUCCAGAGAACAGUAAAUGCGAUGGAAAAAAUGAGGCAGGUGAAGCAAAACCCGUGUACCGAAGCUUGAGCGAAUACUUGGGCUCGUCCUACGUUAUUGACUGCAAUGCGUACGGAAAUAUCGGCAAAUUUUUCAAUCAUUCCUGUGAACCGAACAUGUUCGCGCAGAGCAUAUUCAUCGAGACUCAAGAUCCGCGUUUGCACGCGAUCGCCUUGUUUGCCGCGAGGGACGUGGUGGCUGGCGAGGAACUCACUUGGGACUACAACUAUUUGCCAGCAGCCGACUGUGUAGGGCCAGAGACCGACUUGAGCCAGCUGCGGUUCAUGUAUUGCAACUGUGGUGCCCCCGGGUGCCACAAAAAGAGUACAGUACAUAUUGGUCCCUCUUGGGAUUUUUCGAGUGCUGUUUGUGUUGGUAACUUCUGGAAAGAUAUGGAUGAAGGAAUGAGUUGCCGUGGAGACCCAGUGCCAGGGGAAGAAGUACUUGUGAAUCUUGAGCCAGAAGAUAAGGACAGCUGCAUCGAUACAGAGCAACGUUGGCAGCGGGCCACUUUCGUAUCCCACGAACGCGACAAAGGAAGCGGGGUUUUUCGGGUCACGGUCAUCGCUGACAAAGCGAAAAUCAGGGAGGAAAUGCGUCUUGUCCCUGCGAAUCGUCUAGCGGUGAAAACAGUGAUGGCUUGUGUUGGAGAUUUGCUUCUCAUCCCUGCAGUUUCUCUGGAAAAUAGAGAGUCACUGCAGUUCCAAAGGUUUAGGAUUGGCUGGGUGGCCGAGGAAGCAAAUGAGAACAAUGGAAAUAGAUGGCUCGUUCUAACGUCAAAUGUGGAUGAACCAGCUCUCUACCUCCACCCUUCAUCUGAGGACUCCUCUAUUUGGCGCUUGAGUGCGACGACACCGCAAGUCCUGGGACAGCUGUCAAGCCUUCUCUCCUCUCAACUAAAACUAGCAAAAACAGAAAGCCUUGGAAAUGACGAAAAAAAAUGCUACAACGAGCAGAAAUACGAAGAAGCAUCAAUGCUACCCGGCCAACCGGUGCAUGUGGCCUGGGAACCCGGGGCACCAAUGGAGCUGGCCCGAGUCGACCAAAAGGACGCCUCACUCGUGCUUCUCGUGGCUCUCACCCUCGAUAGCGACGGCUCGGAACGCAAAAAGUGGCUUUGGUGUGAAUCUGUCCAGUUGCUGUCGGUUCGACGUCGACUAGCGAAACGCCGAGUGGAAACCCUGCUUCAGACGAGUCUUCCGCCGUCGGUCGAUAAUUCGUCCGCAAUUUUCGACUACGUCUUUCCUCCGAUGACGUCCUCAACUGCACCGACGACGACGGAUGAAAUGAUCGACGACUCUGACGAGUCACUUCUGUCUGUCGGAGGUGUGUUAGUCGAGGCUUUGCGACCAAGAAGAGCUAGAUUUUGGUUGCCUUGUUGCGGAAUGUGGACGAAAAAGCAGCGCGGGACGGAGAUCAAUUACCGUGAAGCCUGUCGCGCGUUUGCUGUCAUGCGGAGGCGCCACCAGCCUGGGCUGCUGGACUAUCCCGGAAUGCUGGGCUACCGGAGAGAAGUGAGCAGCAAGAGCGGUUCCGUGGUUUACAUAAGCCCGUGUCACUGCCGUCGACGCCUGCGAAAUCUGGCCCAAGUCCAGCGUCACCUGAUGGGAAGUCCGUUGCCGUUGUCGGUGGAUAUGUUUUGCUUCAGUGUUCACGUGGUCUCGGGUGUGGAAUUCCUCGCCUACGAGUACGUCAUGACUUCUGUGCCAGCUGCUGGUUUGCCUGAUAUUCGUCUGCAACUGCAACAGCAUCGUCACCAGCAACGGGGGUGCUCCAGGUUGACGUGGAUGCACUUGGAUGACUCGGAUGAUGAUGGUGACGAUGAUGAGACGAUGGAUGACGAAAAUACGAAUUUUCGUCAUGCUGGUCCCUGGGUGGUGACGAAGCUGCGAGAAACUGACGUCAGUCGUGGCCAGGAGGUGCUGCCAAUUCAUUGCCUUGACCAGACGUCUACACCAGGGAUGAUGGACACAGAAUACAUCGUUGUUCCCGUCGUCACUAAUUAUGUCCCGUUGCCAUUUGAUAAACGAACGUGUUGCUCCUGCGUCGAUGGAUGCGAGGACGUGCGAAUGUCGCCGGCUUACUGUCCAGCUGGCCCGAAGCGAUGCAUCCGCGGGGUACAUGUUCCGCAGGUUGCUUUACCCACGACAGUCGUCGGCGAUAGUCGAGUGUUGCUCCAAGUGGUGCGAAACAAUCCGAUCAUGGUUAAAAUGGAACUAUUUCGCAAAUGUGGCGAUCAAGUGGGCGUUCGAGUUCUGCAGGACACACCAAAAGGCACCUUCUUGUGCAAUGCAGCUGGCGACCUUGCGAUGAUUCCAUUGAAUGAGAUAACGACGAACAGCGCAAGCGUUAAUGUUCUCGCGCAGACCGUUGUCACGGAAAUUUCGGACAUGUCCAUUCGUGGAAGGAUCCCCAUCAAAGCAUUUUUCACGUCUGAAUACAUUAAUGCCGGCGAAGAAAUUUUUCGCGCUACUGAAUGAGAUUAAAAUAUUAAUACUCUGUAUGUCGAUCGAAAAAUACGGGAGACUCAUUUUCAAUCAUCCAAUUCCAUUUCAUUCUCGAUUCGUUCAGCGAAAUAUAAAUACACAAG